Messenger RNA from Dacryopinax primogenitus, 1161 nucleotides. RefSeq lists its product as uncharacterized. The record is from RefSeq and is a predicted model, not a curated record. The transcript is spliced from 5 exons. Lineage: Eukaryota; Fungi; Basidiomycota; Dacrymycetes; Dacrymycetales; Dacrymycetaceae. Bases 1 to 1161 code for a protein of 386 amino acids.
AUGAUCCAGAUGGAGAAGAUCAUGAUAGCGGAGAAGCUGCAGCUGCCUCAGGUCCAACGCGUUGGAUUCCUCAAUGCGACGACCAAUGUCGAGACCUGUUGCGAAGACGAGCUGUUCUCCAUCGAUACCGUAGAACACCUGCUCAUCUUCCAGAUCCAUAUCAAAGUCCUCAUCGCUCGAAGGGAGCUCCAUCGUCUCCGUGAUCAUGUCCGGAGUCGUCAGCAGCUUGCGGACAAACCUCUUACCCAUCCUUGCGGCGAGCUGCUGGUGUCGAUUUCGCGCCUGCACUCGGAGAAGAUGCCCAAGAUCACUUGCGCGCCUAUGCUUGGCGGUUCUUGCAUGCUCCUGGAGUUGGUCUCGACGCUGAUACCGAGUCAAGCUUCCUCCUCCACGAGACAUCUCCCAUGGGUACCAGGGGGGUUAAACUCAAAGUCUGGAGGAGACGUUAGACUUUGGAAGCAGACCGGGUCAUACAAGAGAGAAAUAACGAAUCAAAAUGGACCGAAGAGCACCAGGGACUUUGAUAGCAAGUUUCCCAUGCAUAUCAUUCUGAACAUCAACAAGGUGGACAUCAAGCUGCAGAGAUUGAAAAUGCAUACCUAUGAGGUGGAAAGAGACAAUGCCAAGUCAGCUGAAGAGGAUAUCCAUUACACCCUGAAGGGUGCAUAUGGUUGGUUGUCUGCCAGUGUGGACUGCUCUGACAGGGGCCAAGAAGAAGUGUACUCCAAAGCCAACGAGGAUGAAGUCUACAAGUGCCAGCAUGAGUGUUGGGCCCAGCAAGAUGGUGAGAAGUGCUGCAAGGCAAUGAUCAAGAUCUGUGUUGGCGUGGGCAAUAUAGGUUGCAUGGUCUGUGAUUACUGUCUCAACAAUAUGGGCUACUGCUUGGGCUGCUGCCACAGCAUCAAGAAGACAAUUGGGCAUACAUUCAAGCUGAAGUCUUGUGGGUGCACCACAGGGGGCUGGGUCUGCCUCCUGGUCUUCUUCAGCAUCAUCUUGACUGCCAUGAUCUUCUACUCUCACUCUGGGGGAGCCAGCAUCUGGGCUCAUGAAGGCAUUGAUGCAAUGUUCCCAAUGAAGACUGCUGCCUCUGGUCCUGCCACUCCCACCAUGCCAACUGGUGCCCCCAACUCCACUGACACUGCCACCAACAAGACCACAUAG